AUGUGGCUGGUCCUGGCUGUGGUGUCCAUGGCUCAUGGGAUGGUGUCUGGGCAAUGCCUCUUGGAUUUCCCAUUCCCUAAGAAUCCAGAAGCAAAGAUGAACAUUAGUGAAAUGGUCUCCUUCUGGGGAUACCCCACUGAGGACUAUUAUGUGGUGACAGAAGAUGGUUAUAUCCUUCAGCUCAACAGAAUUCCCCAUGGCAAAGAGAAUGUUAAAUGCCAAGGUUCAAGACCUGUCGUGCUCCUGCAACAUGGUAUAUUGGCAGAAGGAAGUAUGUGGGUGACCAACCUGCCCAACAACAGCCUGGGCUUCCUCCUGGCAGAUGCUGGCUAUGAUGUUUGGCUUGGCAACAGCAGAGGGACCACUUGGUCUAGGAGACAUCUGAUCAUGUCUCCCAAACAGGACAAGUUCUGGGCUUUCAGCUUUGAUGAAAUGGCUAGAUAUGACCUGCCAGCAAUGAUAAAGUUUAUUGGAGAGAAAACAGGCCAGAAACAGAUCUAUUAUAUUGGGCAUUCACAAGGCACCACCAUAGGUUUUGUAGCCUUUUCCACUAUGCCUCAGCUGGCACAGAAGAUCAAGAUGUUCUUUGCUCUAGCUCCUGUGACCACAGUGGUAUUUGCUAGGAGUCCAUUCAGAAAGCUUGCCUUCUUUUCUGACUAUGGGCUCAAG
Molecule: messenger RNA, 669 nt
Organism: Acanthisitta chloris (rifleman)
Lineage: Eukaryota; Metazoa; Chordata; Aves; Passeriformes; Acanthisittidae
Product: gastric triacylglycerol lipase-like
Exons: 5
Biological process (GO): lipid metabolic process
Source: RefSeq, a predicted model, not a curated record